This is a messenger RNA of Diachasmimorpha longicaudata, 2644 nucleotides long. It is a transcript of the gene Scp1, whose product is annotated as sarcoplasmic calcium-binding protein 1. The record is from RefSeq and is a predicted model, not a curated record. The transcript has 4 exons. Gene Ontology annotation, molecular function: calcium ion binding. The coding region runs from base 216 to 797 and encodes 193 amino acids. Lineage: Eukaryota; Metazoa; Arthropoda; Insecta; Hymenoptera; Braconidae.
GAAUCUCCCCACGUACGGUACAGAUCGAGAUUAUUUCUCAGUUGUCCUCCUCAUUAAAUCUUCGAGUCUUUCCCCUUUUUACUCCCAUUCUGACACUGAUUCCAUAAAUUAUAUUGUUUAUCUACGUCCCAAGUUCACUGAUUUUUUUAUACAGUUAUUUUUUUCUUCGUGAAAAACAGUUUCUCAACAAGUGGCUCUGUGAAUAGUUCACCGAAAUGGCAUAUAGUUGGGAUAAUCGUGUUAGUUUCAUUGUCAAAUUCCUAUAUGAUAUCGAUAAUAAUGGAGUUCUCGAUCAGCACGAUUUCGAAUGCAUGGCCCUGAAAAUGACGCUGAUCGAGGGAAAGGGAGACUUCAAUUAUAAUCGAUAUCAGGAGAAUCUUCACAUAAUGCUCUCGCUAUGGGAAGAAAUCGCAGAACUCGCGGAUUUCAACAAGGACGGAGUUGUCACUGUAGAGGAGUUUAAAGAGGCUGUACAGAAGAGCUGCGUUGGACGCUCUUACCGGGAUUUUCCUCAGGCUAUGAAAAUGUUUAUUGAUAGUCAUUUCAAAUUGGUGGACAUUAACGACGAUGGUGUAAUAGCAGCCGAUGAAUUUCGAUACAACUGUGUGAGUCGAAUGCCAGUGGACAGUGUCGACGUUCUGGACGAGGCAUAUCAAAAUUUGUUGACAGACGACGACAGAAAACGAGGUGGACUGACUUUAUCGCGUUACCAAGAGCUCUACGCCCAGUUCCUAGGGAAUCCCGACGAAAAUUGUCCAGCAGUGCAUCUAUUCGGCCCUCUACGAGAAACCUGCUAAUCCUCAAUCCCCCGGAAAGCCCCUCACAAUCAAAAAAAUCCAUAUCGACAUGUACAAAACGACUAAUUAACUCGAUAGAGAAAUAAUUAGACCAUAAAUUAAUGACGUGAGAGAACGUUCGAAUAACUCGUAGUGAGUCUCAGGAUCCAGUAAGCAUUAUUAAUACUUUCAUUUCAAAUAAAAAUCACAAUUUGUUACGUUGACAAUGAAUAAAUAAAUAAAUGUUCGUAUCAUCGCUAUUUGAUAUGCCUUUUUUUAUAUUUAUUUCUCACAUCACUAUAUACAAGAUUACAAUGCUUGGCGUAUAGUUUCACAGAGACUUUUCCAUCAUUCAUCGAAUUGCAUUAAAUUUUCAACAGAAUUUUACAAAUGAAAUUACACUGUGGCAAUUACAUUAUCUACGCAAUCAAAAUCAACAAUAACCGGACGAUAUCGUUCCCAGUGACGAUAAUAUGAGAAUUAAAUUACAAUUCUAUGCCACAAAUACCCCUAGUAGGAUUUUAUUUUUACUAAUUUACAUCCAAAUCCCGUACCUUUACUCAAUUUAUUAACAAUAAACUGCAUCCAUUAGAUUUAACUUUGUAUCAGUUGAAGUGAUUUUUUGUAUAAAAAUUACGUUCUUCAUAGUACAAAAUUCUUUCCAGUUGUUUUUAUCGGUGAAUUUUAUAUAAUGAAAAUGAUUAUAUCAGUAACACAGCAUGUAUCUCGAUCACGAUAAUGGGGAUAAUUUAUUUAAGUGAUUGUAGUCGUGACUUGAACAAUGAAUUGAAUCCUAAUUCAUGGAAACGAGGGGAUGAGUUGGCAUUACAAGUCAAAUUCCUUCGCAAUGAAUUUUUAUUUGAAUUGUUGCUUAUUUUUACCUUUUUUCAAUAAAUCUCUGCGCAGCAGUAUAAAAUUAUUAAAUACACGUCAAUUAUUUUUCACGUAACGUUUAUGCCCCAGAGGAGGAAAUUUUCUCGGAAGAUUUCCUAUUUGAGAUUCGAAAUUCCGACGUUAGACCCUUUAUACCUCGAAUGUGAAAUAACUUUCACGAUAAAUCGAUGUUAUGCCUGAGAGAUACGCUGAAGACUACGACGUUUGAUUAAAUGCAAGCUGAAAAAUAUGUACCUCCCACAGAGACAAAUGAAAAGCGACACAACAACAAUUAAGAUACAAUUGAUUUUUCUCAUCUUUUCUCAAUUCGCAAUACUUGGUAAUACUUAGCAACUUGUCUUUCCAGACAACAAAUUUUUCAAUAAUUUUAGGCUAAUAAAACACGUGUAUUUGAAAAUAAUAUUGUUGAAGCCAGCCCCGAACGUUUAACACACACACGAAUGAAUACCAAAUAGCUGAAAUUAUUGUAAACUAGUUGCAUGAAAAUUAUUGCUCCGUCAUACGUCGGUUAAUAAUAUCAGCGAUGAUUCAUAAUUUAUUUUAUCGUAAUGUACGAUCGACUGAGAUGAAAUGUUGCGAAAUGAUUUUUCUCAUAUUUUUAAAUAAAUUCGUAUUGAAUUUGAUGUGUAUGCCAUUAUCGUGAACACAGUUUGAUAAACCGUUAUUUUUUUGACAAUAAAUUACGAAAACAAAAAUAUAAUUAUUUAGACAAUUUUUCAGAAAGAUAAAGUGCAACAAAAAUAUCUUCGACUGUUUGAACUCGUUAAUAGUUUAGUAAAUGAAAUUAUUUCAAAUUCCAUGAAAAAUAGAGUUCUUGUUGUUGACUUCAAAAUACCUAUUCUGAGUGUUCAUAGUACGUGUGGAAAAAUUUAAUUUAUUUGUAAUCAAAAUUCAAUUAAUUUCUCCAUUUUUCCCUGGCAUUGCCGAGACAAAUAAAUUAUCAUGAAAUAAACUUUUGAAAUAAUAAAAAAAAA